UAGCGUUCUGCUUGCCAGAAUUUGCCACGGCCCAGCAGUUUGAGCAAGAUGCCGCAUCCCCCGCACCCAGCCAUGACAUGCGCGCCUCAAAUCAGCUCGGGAGCCUCCCCAUCGCAAGUGCGGGUUGUGACGAGCUCGAUGGCAGCCCCCUCGCCAGUGCUCGCUCACCGCACGGUCGCCACGCCCGCUCGGGUCCGGAUGCAGCCGGAGGUUGUGCGGACACAUGGCUGGCCUACGAUGAAGCAGGAGCAGCCUGUCACACGCAAUAUUCCUGCGCCUGUCUUGCGGCUUUCUGCAAGCUUCAACUCUCGCCAGCAGUUGGCAGCAGCGUGCACCUAUGGGUCCUUCACCCCUGCACCGCGCGUGGCGCACACCGUGUCGACGCCAAAAGUCACUCCGCAGGUCACAUCGCAGGGCGCGUCCACGGUCUCCACGGCAUCCACUGACACAAAGCCGCGGCCGACUUCAUAUAGUCAGCCAUCACUGCCAGUGAGUGCAGAGGGCCAGCCCCGGUCAGGCUUGCGACAGCAGCUGCAGACCGCCAGCGACGAGCUGCGACGCAUGCAAAUGACCCUGGAGGAGAUGGGAUCCCAACUGCCAGCAGCUUGGAUCGGGGCCUGCCCAGGAAAGGUGAGCCAUUCUCGGGCGAAUGGCAGCAAGGAAUCGCCCCUGUCGCUGGUGAAGCACGCAAUGAAGCAACUACAAGGGAGCCUGGUGGAGAGCUUGAACUCCACUGAGAGGAUAAAAGAGAUCAAGGCUCGCGCAGCUUCUCCAGGACAGCGCAAGUUCAACGCCUCAUCUCGGGAGCCCAGCGUGACCUCGCUGCACCUUGCAGGAUCUGGGUCCCGGCAGGCUAGCCCCGUGCGCCGCCGGCCGACGCGGCAAGCCUCCGCCCCGGUGCGGAUGCGGAGGCCUUCCUCUUGCUCCAGCCGAGGUGGUGCAUGUAUGUCCAGCCGGCUCACGGGCACGGGGCCGUCCUCCGGCAGUCGGCUGACACGCUCCCAGCGAUCUGAUGCCGAGCCGCGGAAAGGACGACUGGAGGCCAGGAACCUUGCUUUGGCCGCCAACCUGGCAGAGACCCAUUCCGAGGCGGAGGCGUCUGAAGGCCGCAGUGUGUCCAGCGACCGGCGAAAGCGGCCCAUGGCAAGGGUCGUAGGGUCCCGACGGGCUCCACUGUCUGGGCAUGUGCUCAGUGACGCUCGACGGGCUGGCACAUGCAGCCUUCCAGAGCGGAAGUCUUUGGAUGACCUGGAGGCGGAGGACAGCGAGCGCUUGCCCAAACAAACCUUGGCUCCAGCGGUGCUAUGUCGCUGAGCGCGGCUGGGCCUGGGAAAUUCCAGCCGGACCGUAUCAUUUGACUUGCAGUGGGAUGAAGGGCUUGAAUCAAGUUGCU
This is a messenger RNA of Effrenium voratum, 1393 nucleotides long. The record is from the annotation of a GenBank genome assembly. NCBI's taxonomy places the organism in Eukaryota, Dinophyceae, Suessiales, Symbiodiniaceae.